Molecule: messenger RNA, 715 nt
Organism: Dissoconium aciculare CBS 342.82
Lineage: Eukaryota; Fungi; Ascomycota; Dothideomycetes; Mycosphaerellales; Dissoconiaceae
Product: putative ssDNA binding protein
Exons: 3
Coding region: 1-438 (145 amino acids)
Biological process (GO): mitochondrial DNA replication; positive regulation of helicase activity
Cellular component (GO): mitochondrial nucleoid
Molecular function (GO): single-stranded DNA binding
Source: RefSeq, a predicted model, not a curated record
AUGCAGUCCAUUCGCCAACAGAUGCCGCGCGCCGUCCGCGCAUUCUCCACCUCUGCUCCUCGCCCUCUCGCCAAGAUGCAACUCAUCGGCCGUCUCGCGGCGCCCGCUGAAGCUACUCCCACAUCAACUGGUCGCGAGGUCAUCAAGUAUGCUCUUGGUGUCAGCCAAGGAGGCAAGAAUGAGAACGGCGAGCGCGCCGUCAGCUGGUUCCGGAUUGCGAGCUUCGCCGAGGGCGCACAAAAGGAUCUGCUGCUGAGUCUGCCAAAGGGCACCCAGCUCUACGUCGAAGCAGAAGCACGUAUGGACAGCUACACAGCUCAAGAUGGUACUCAGCGCACAUCGCUCAACCUUCUAGCACGCAACUUCGAGGCUCUAUCCCGCCCUCAGAACCGAGGUGAAGGGAGUGGCGAGGCCAGUGGAGAGGCUGCUUCGGCAUAAAUGAACAAUGCUCGGCGCGCCAGUCUAAGACGGCAAUAUGGUUUCGAUACAGGAAGCUCUUCUUCAGAAUCAACACCACGACUUGAAGUAUUUUCAUUUGUAUUGCAGGGUUACUGCUAUUUGCGACAGCGAGGGACCUUUUGGCACAGUGCUACUCAGCACACGCGUGAACAAGAAUCGGAAUUUAUGAUGUGUGUAAGAGAUUUGUUGUAUACCAAUUUGCCAUGCUUUUUCUACAUCUUGCCCGUCCAGUCGCCUCCCUAGCUCACCACGAGUU